GUCGCGGAAUGAAUGCCGCUUUUGCCAUAGGAAGACUGUGUGAUAUAGAGGCGGGGAGGAAGAGAUUGUUACAGCUGACGGAGUCGGAGAGAAUGCUCUCAGCGUUAGCAAAAAUGUUGAGUUGUGAUGACACAGGAUCCAGUAAAAAUGCCUGUUUUGCCCUGAGUUGCCUAGCGACCAAUGUAGAAGGUCACACACGCCUACUCAAUAAUCUUCACUCUGAUGACAUUCUGCGAACACUAGCCAACCUUCUCACUGCUGAGGACACAGAAACAGGCUGGUUUGCUGCCAUGACCCUGAGAACCCUGGCCAGUCAGCCCCGUGGAUGUCUGAGACUGAGGGACCAUAGUCAAGUCAUCCCUGCCCUCAAGUCUGUGGUGAGUCGUGACAAUGCCAACACAGAUCUGAAGGAAGAAUCAAGCAUCACAUUAGAAAUCCUCAAGAAAUUAUCCAAACCAAACCCACCUCAACUACAAA
Molecule: messenger RNA, 477 nt
Organism: Mizuhopecten yessoensis (Yesso scallop)
Lineage: Eukaryota; Metazoa; Mollusca; Bivalvia; Pectinida; Pectinidae
Exons: 4
Source: RefSeq, a predicted model, not a curated record